This is a messenger RNA of Aureobasidium namibiae CBS 147.97, 1968 nucleotides long. RefSeq lists its product as uncharacterized. Gene Ontology annotation, molecular function: zinc ion binding; DNA-binding transcription factor activity, RNA polymerase II-specific; DNA binding. NCBI's taxonomy places the organism in Eukaryota, Fungi, Ascomycota, Dothideomycetes, Dothideales, Saccotheciaceae. Gene Ontology annotation, cellular component: nucleus. Gene Ontology annotation, biological process: regulation of DNA-templated transcription; DNA-templated transcription. The transcript has 4 exons. The record is from RefSeq and is a predicted model, not a curated record. The annotation marks the transcript as partial.
AUGCGCUCCUCAAUCGCGUGUGCUCGCUGUCGUCGGUCCAAGGUCAAAUGUGUCAACAGUGGUGUCGGUACUCCUUGUCGGUCUUGCGAGGCCGGCAAUCGGGAAUGCACAUAUCCGGUUCCUGUCACGGGUGGACGCAAGCGGGAGAACAGUUUGACCGGGCCUGCUCCCAAGGUCGACCCCAUGGGUGAAGAGAUCCGGAAACAACGGCAGCAGCGUAAAAGCAAUGCCGGCUUGCCAGGGCAGCCUAUGCCCGCCUUUGUCGAGCCUUCUAUCUCACCAGUCGAUGCUCUGGAUCCGAACCUCUUGACGCCGGCUGUCUGGAAAGAGCUGUUUGACAUAUUCCAACUACACUUCUCUGCCGACCUCCCCUUCAUUCACCCUCCUACCUUUCUCAAGCCUCUUCGCCAAGCUGGCUCGCAAGCUCAGGCACCUCAAUACCGUCCAUAUACAAAUACUCUUGUUCCUCCAGUCCAGCCUCCUGCGCCUACCGAGUUCUUGUUAGCAUUCUUGGCCUUGACCUCCCGCUUUCACCCUACACUGGUUACCCACCAUUCACCACGGAGUGCCAAUCGUUCUAGCGAUCCCCUCAUCGCUGCCGAGUUCUACGCUUCUGCUGCGUCCGCGCAGCUCAAUACCGCUACCGACCGAUCAGGCGUCUGCGACAUCUCGACCAUCCAAGCUAUGCUCAUGCUAGCAUUGCAUGAGUGGGGCAUGAACCGGGGUCCCAAGGCAUGGGAUCACCUCGGUAUUGUCAUUCGUUCUGCUCAAGCAAUGGGACUGCAUUACGAAGAAGAAUUGGACGAUCAACCUCUAUCACGCUCACUGCCAUCUCGAGCGAACGAUCAACAAAGCUUUGCCAGCGCUGGUAACACUUCGCCUGAUGCAUCUUGCCAAAAUGAUGCAUUUGUCAAACAGGAAAUCCGCCGCCGCACCUUGUGGACUUGCUUCAUCCUAGAUCGCUACUUUAGCAACGGCAAAUUCAGACCCCAGGCACUAAACGCGAGAGAUUUGCGCAUCCAACUGCCAGCUGGUGAACACGCUUUCCUGUUCGGCGAGAAAGUUCGUACUCUACUCUUGAGCGAGGAAAACACUUCCAGAGCCGAAGUGCAAAGUCAGCGCCGCGCUUCCUUGGCUACUGACCCAUCAAAUCCUCAUCAUAAAAGAUCUUCGAUUCAUGAUAGUGCAACUGGAAGAUCCUCACCUCAAGAUCCUGAAGGUCGGUGGGAGGUUGGCUCGGAUGAGGGUCUGAUCAGUCGAUACAUCAAGAUGUUAGAUAUUCACGGAAAAGUCAUGCGGUGGGCAUGUGGUGGAGGCAGAAAGCGUGAUGCUUUGCCACCAUGGAAUCCACAAUCUGAAUGGUACGGCUUACGAAAGACGCUUGAGGAUUUCAAGGUCGGCCUUCCGAGACACCACUCUUUGACGGCGCAGAAUACAUCCGUCCACAUCAACCUCAAGUCCUCGACGCCCUACGCUCUUGUGCAUCUCACCUUCCUUCUCUCUCAACUCCUUCUUACUCGCGACUUCCUCCCGUUCAUUCCGUUCCGACAUGGCAAGCCUUCAGGUCCGCUCGACGGCACGCGGUUUGAUACGAUACCUUCACCUCACGGUUUCUGGGAUGACAGUGCUCGCGAAUGCUUUGCUGCCGCUCGGGACAUUGUUGACCUAGUCAGCUCUUUCCUAGAGUGGGGUGUCGUGGUCGAGACUCCUCUGGUCGGUUUCGCCCUUUAUAACGUUGCCUUGCUUGGUGUCUAUGUCACAAACUUUCCUUGGAUGGACACUCACGGCUACCUUCGUCGAACUGCGAAGGACGACGGCGUGCCUUCUGGCGCAGACGCUGCUCGCAAAGCCAUCGAACUGCUUGCUUCGAUGAAGAAUCGUUUAUACAUGGCCAGCGGAUGGUUCCAGACCGUCAAACGCUCGCACAAGUACUUCUCACGCUUGAGGAAAACUUGGGUGGAUUCUGCA